AUCAUUUCCUGCGCUGCAAAAGCUGUUUCUUGAAACGUCCACAAACGUCACAAAAUGGCGCCCGUCACUAGAAGACAUACCAGGGCGGCCCAGAAGACCUCUCAGGAUCCUGCAGAUGUCUCAUCCGUCGCAUCCCCUUCGAUAUCCGCGGAGGAAGCGCCGCCGUCCAUAGCCACCAAACGCGGCAACCGAAAGUCGACAACACAAGUCGAGGAAAUAGAGAGCCCACUAGGCACAACCCAUGAGGAGAAACAGACACCCAUAGGAACAGAGGCGACAGAGGUCCAGGAGGAAGUCGAGGACUCCACACCAACAAAGACAACCUCGAAGAACCAGAAACUCGCGGUGCGCACGAGGGACGACGAUGGCCAUAAAAGGUUGGAGAUCGAGGUGCAAUUGCCCAGCCGCAGGACCACAAGGAGCCGGUCUGAGUCCGUUGCGGACUCGCAGGAUGGCGAAACUCUGGGCGCGGGCGAGGUUGCUGGGGCGCCCACGCCCGUGAGUGCCUCAAAGCAGCUGGAAGAGGAAGCUAGUCAGAGGCUGAGCCAGGAUCUGGCGGCAUCCCAAUCUGAACCUGGGUCAGAGGUGGAGCCACAAAAGAAGCCUACGCCGUCUCCUGCGGCAGCACCGGCGCAGAAGAGCAAGCACGUCGUCUUCGGAGACGAUGACGAUGUGGACAAUUUCGUGGCUGCCGCGGCAGAAGCGCCCAAGGCGCCCACAAAAGCAGAGAGCGAGGAUGAGGGAUCUGACUCCGACAACGACGACGAAGCUCCGGAAGCAGUUUCCACGCAAGCAGCAGCCAAGGAGACGUUAAAAUCCGCCCAGGCGUUUGCGGAAGCUGCUGAGAAACAAGCUGCUACGUUGAAGAGGAAACGACAAGAGAGAGACGACUUGUUCAGGCAGCAAGCAGAAAAGCGAAAGCGAGCUCACAAGCCCGUGAAGUCCAGCAAGAGAUCCAAGCAUUCUGCGGCCGUAGAGGACGAUUCCGAUGGCGAAAAAACAGCGGCCACUGGCCGCCGCAGGGUGGACAAGGCCGACUUGCCCGACAUGCUCCCAGCUCGAUUCCUCACAGAUUCGGAAAGCGACAGCGAGGACGCUGAGGCGUUGAGGGUUGUAAAGCCAACAAAGAUCAAGUUUGACCAGGCACUGCAGACCGUUGGCAUGGAGAACAGAGCACCCAAGGAUCAGGUCGUUGGGUCGACGGUUUACAGAGUGCUGGCAAAUGAUGGUGAUAAGACGCUAGCACCCAAGAUGAAGAAGAAUUCGCGGCAUGUAAAAGAAGACCUGUUGAGGAGGAAGCGGGUUGGUGUGGUGCCUGCGCCGAACAGGGGAUUCUUCAAGAAGCGAUGAAAUAGGCACUGAGAUUGAUUCAAUAUCAAGGGGAAAGACCUAACACCCGAGCACGUUUCCGAAACCUGAUCUCGUCUUGUCUCUCCGACCUCGAUACAGCGCAUGGUUACGUCAAGUUUUGCCAACCUUUUUGUACGGUAAAUCCGCCUGAUCGAAUGAAGGCCUCAGCGUACCAUACCGAAGUACUUCGGGUGCUUAAGCCUUCAAGGACUGUUCCUCCCGGGUUCUUCGCAUUGGCUUGCAACGCUGCUUAAGGCCUCCCCAACUUGGAAUCUUACAAUAUCCAAGCCGUUCUACCAAGGUAAAUAGCAAGGCUAACGAGUGCAUCUUCAAUCUUGGGACAGUCAAAGCUAUCUGUACAACAAAUUACACAUGGCGUUAGCAAGCCGACAAUCGACAGUCAAACUCCUGCAAUUAGUCACUUGAUUUGUUCGACAUCGUUUUCUGUUGACCACUUUGUGAAGGCGGAGA
This is a messenger RNA of Pseudomassariella vexata, 1821 nucleotides long. RefSeq lists its product as uncharacterized. The transcript is spliced from 2 exons. Gene Ontology annotation, molecular function: snoRNA binding. The record is from RefSeq and is a predicted model, not a curated record. Gene Ontology annotation, biological process: rRNA processing. Lineage: Eukaryota; Fungi; Ascomycota; Sordariomycetes; Amphisphaeriales; Pseudomassariaceae. Bases 55 to 1350 code for a protein of 431 amino acids.